UUCUUGCAGUGCGAGGAUGUCGUCCCGGAAAGAUCGUUCAGAUGACGGAGGCAGAAGUGCGAGGCCUGUGUAUAAAGUCUCGUGAGAUCUUCCUCAGCCAGCCCAUUCUGCUGGAACUGGAGGCCCCUCUAAAGAUUUGCGGUGACAUCCAUGGUCAGUACACAGACCUUCUCCGGUUGUUUGAAUACGGGGGCUUCCCUCCAGAAGCCAAUUACCUCUUCCUGGGCGAUUAUGUGGACAGAGGGAAGCAAUCUCUGGAGACCAUCUGUCUGCUUUUUGGCGUAUAAAAUCAAAUAUCCAGAGAACUUCUUCCUGCUUCGGGGAAACCACGAGUGCGCCAGCAUCAACCGGAUCUACGGCUUCUACGAUGAAUGCAAACGGAGGUUCAAUAUAAAGCUGUGGAAGACGUUCACCGACUGCUUCAACUGUCUGCCGAUCGCCGCCAUCGUGGAUGAGAAGAUCUUCUGCUGCCACGGAGGACUUUCUCCCGAUCUGCAGUCCAUGGAACAGAUCCGCAGAAUCAUGAGGCCCACAGAUGUCCCUGACACAGGUUUACUGUGCGACUUGUUGUGGUCGGAUCCCGAUAAAGAUGUACAAGGCUGGGGGGAGAAUGACCGCGGCGUCUCCUUCACUUUUGGGGCAGAUGUCGUUAGCAAAUUCUUGAACCGACACGACCUGGAUCUGAUUUGUCGAGCUCAUCAGGUAGUAGAAGAUGGAUAUGAAUUCUUUGCCAAGCGGCAGCUGGUCACCCUGUUCUCCGCCCCGAACUACUGCGGGGAGUUUGACAACGCGGGGGGCAUGAUGAGCGUGGAUGAGACCUUGAUGUGCUCCUUCCAGAUCUUGAAGCCAUCGGAAAAGAAAGCGAAGUACCAGUAUGGCGGUCUGAACUCCGGCCGCCCCGUGACGCCCCCUCGGACAGCGAACCCGCCGAAGAAGAGGUGA
This is a messenger RNA of Staurois parvus, 942 nucleotides long. The record is from the annotation of a GenBank genome assembly. Lineage: Eukaryota; Metazoa; Chordata; Amphibia; Anura; Ranidae.